AUGGAGCUUGGUCUGAGCUUGGGAGACGCAGCAAAAUCAUUUGAGUUCUUUCCUAGAAAUUCCAAUCUUAACACCAUCGCCACCAACAACACUGGUCUAGGUGUCUGCAUGGCCUUGGGAAUCAAUUUAAAUGGAAGAGUACAAGAACAAGUCAAAGCACCAGAAUCAAUCCAUGAUGAUUCUCCGGACACAUCAGAAGAAACCAUUAAAACACAGACAAGAGACCAUCUUGACCAAAGGGUCUCUCUUUCUCCUCCUGUUCAGCUUGAUCUCCUCCCUCUCUAUCCUGUUCCUCGACACACACCUUCACAUCAACGACCCUUUCCUUGGCCCUCCGAUGACGGGAGUUCGGAUAAGGAUUCGUCAGGAAACAUGAGAUUACCGGUGGCGCGGGGGUUUGAGGUGAACAAAACGCCAACGGCGGCGGAGGAGGUGUCGUCACCGAACAGUGUGGCGUCGUCGUUUCAGAUGGAUUUCUCUCUUUACAUGGCCGGAAAUGGAGGGAAAAAGAGGGACGCGGAAGCGACUGGCAACGAUACGGUAGACGCCGAAGACGAUGAGAAUGGUCUAAAUUCUCGUAAGAAGCUCAGACUCUCCAAGGAGCAAUCUGCUUAUCUUGAAGAAAGCUUCAAGGAACACAAUACCCUCAAUCCUAAACAAAAGCUUGCACUUGCAAAACAGCUUAAUCUUCGGCCUCGUCAAGUUGAAGUCUGGUUUCAGAACAGAAGAGCAAGGACUAAGUUGAAGCAAACGGAGGUAGAUUGUGAGUAUCUAAAGAGGUGUUGUGAAACACUAACAGAAGAGAACAAGAGGCUACACAAGGAGCUCCAAGAACUCAGAGCUUUGAAGAAAUCAAACCCAUUUUACAUGCAACUUCCAGCCACCACCCUCACCAUGUGUCCCUCUUGUGAGCGUGUUGCCACCACCUCCACCGCCCCUCCAACCACCACCACCAAUACCAACAACACUGACUCUAACCCCAAAGCCACGCCUUUUUCUCUCUCUAGACCCAGUUUCUUCCCAUUCUCCAGCACACCAGCCCAAUCCCAUCAGUCUGCGGCAUCAUAAAUAUCAGAGAUAAUAAAAAGGGUUGGAACGUUGGAGAAAGAAACCAUCGAAACUUUUUCAAUGGUGGAAAUUGGUAUUAGUAAAAUACUGAAGAAGCGUGAGGUUUCUGAUUCAGCUGUUUGUAGAUAAGCGCUUUUGUUUGAUGUUUGGGGGUUCUGAAGUUAGGAUUUUUUUGGUCUUUGUGAAGAUUUCAUUACAGACAAAGUAGUUUGGCCAGACUUUGGGAGGGAGGGGUAGAAAAAUAGAUUAGAGGAAAAUCUUAUUUCCAUUCUUUUUUCUUGGAAAGUAAAGAUGGAAAGAAAAUAGAGGAAAAUUUUUAUUUCUACUAUU
Ilex paraguariensis (yerba mate) is the source of this 1398-nucleotide messenger RNA. The record is from the annotation of a GenBank genome assembly. NCBI's taxonomy places the organism in Eukaryota, Viridiplantae, Streptophyta, Magnoliopsida, Aquifoliales, Aquifoliaceae.